This is a messenger RNA of Staurois parvus, 3749 nucleotides long. NCBI's taxonomy places the organism in Eukaryota, Metazoa, Chordata, Amphibia, Anura, Ranidae. The record is from the annotation of a GenBank genome assembly.
AUGGACAGUCUGCCGACAGUCGUGGAUUUCCUUAGCUCCACCUCUGACGUGGACCACCCGACCGGAGAGGAACAGGCUACAUUCAAUGACAUCGCUGUCUAUUUCUCCAAGGAUGAGUGGGAUUACCUAAACAACGAAGAGAAAGAUCUAUACAGGGAGGUGAUGAUUGAAAAUUAUCAGACCCUCCAGUCACUAGGAUGGGACAGUGUAAAGCCUUCUAUCGUAUCAAUGAUUGAGCGAGGAGAGGAGCCAUACUUUACUGAGAUGUGGCAGUCUGAGAAGGAGAUGAUUCUGGAGAGUUAUAAUGCAGAUACGGCCUUCAACAUGACCCUUUCGGAGAUCAGCGAUCUGCCCGUCCUCCCACUAGACUGGAUUUCAGAAGAUGGUUUUGUCCACCCCGAUUAUUACACCACGAGGAUUACUAGAAGUAUGACCUCAGGCACCCCCUUUCGAAUAAAGUUAGAGAAGCCGAACGGAAUCUUCCCGUUUCACGUAUCAACCCAAAAACUCGAUACCUGGACAGAAUAUUCAUCGUCCCACUAUAACCAAAGAACCGUCCACGAGGAGAAACCAUUGAACUUGUCUGCCGUGAACACCAACUUCAUCAAACACGAGAGCCUUUUGUCCUGUUUUGGUGGCGAGCAUCCGUUCAGCUACGAGUCGGAGCUUUUCCAAGACGAGGAGACCCGCAAAAAACAGAAACAGUUUGUCUGCUCCGUGUGCGGCAGUCUCUUCAUCUCCAAGCUAGGCUUCCUCAAGCACCAGAAGCUUCACAAAGGGCAGAAUGCGUUCUCCUGUGCCGAAUGCGGCAAAUGUUUUUCAAGUGCCUCGGACCUCAUCGUCCACCGUAAAAGUCACACGGAGCAGAAACCCUUCGUCUGUUCCAAAUGCGGAAAGUGCUUCUUCACGAGCCUCCAUCUCACCAGACAUUUGAGAAGCCAUGAGAACGAAAAGCCGUUUCCCUGUUCUGAUUGCGGAAAGUGUUUCAGAGCAGCGCAGGCAACUUGGUUGUCCACCAGCGGAUUCACACGGGCGAGAAGCCUUUCAUCUGUUCUCAGUGUGGCAAAUGCUUUACCCAAAAAGCUAGCUUCCUGGCCCACCAGAGGAUUCACACCGGGGAAAAACCCUUUGUUUGCUUCCAGUGCGGCAAACGCUUCACCCAAAAAAGCUAGCUGUAUAGUCCACCAGAGGAUACACACGGGCGAGAAGCCGUUUGUUUGCUUCGAAUGCGGGAAAUGCUUCAGCUCUAAGGUCUACUUGGUCCGGCACCGACUGGUUCACACGGGUGAAAAGCCCUUUGCCUGUUCCCACUGCGGCAAGUGCUUCACGCAGAAAGCUAGCUACCUGGCCCACCAGCGCAUUCACACGGGUGAAAAACCCUACGUCUGCACCCAUUGCGGCAAACCUUUUUCCCAAAAGGCCAGCUGCAUCGUGCACCAGCGAAUUCACACGGGUGAAAAACCCUUUGAAUGUCUGGAUUGCGGCAAAUGCUUCAGCUCAAAGAUUUACCUGGUGAGACACCGAAUGGUCCACACCGGCGAACGACCCUUCGCUUGUUUUGAUUGCGGCAAGUGCUUCACGCAGAAGGCUAGCUUCAAUGCGCACCAGAGGAUACACAACGACGAGAAGCCCUUCAAAUGCGAAGAGUGCCACAAAUGUUUCACGCAGAAGGCCAGCUUUCUGGCUCACCGACGGAUCCACACGGGCGAGAAGCCUUUCUUGUGCACGUUGUGUGGAAAGUGCUUUACCCAGAAGGCCAGUUACCUCACGCAUCAGCGAAUCCACACGGGGGAAAAACCCUACAUGUGCACGCUGUGCGGUAAAUGUUUCACGCAAAAAGCCAGCUACCUGGCUCACGAGCGGAUUCACACAGGGGAAAAGCCCUACGUCUGCUCCCAGUGCGGGAAGUGUUUCGCUCAGAAAGCCAGCUGUAUUGUCCACCAGAGGAUUCACACAGGGGAAAAGCCCUUUAUCUGCUCGCAGUGCGGCAAGCGCUUCGCUCAGAAAGCAAGUUGCAUUGUCCACCAGAGGAUUCACACCGGAGAAAAACCCUUCGGCUGUCUGGAGUGCGGAAAGUGUUUUAGCUCUAAGAUCUACCUGGUGAGGCACCAACUCAUUCAUCGCGGCGAGAAGCCGUUUCAGUGCGGGCAGUGCGGCAAGUGCUUCACCCAAAAAGGAGGCUAUAUGGCCCAUCAGAGGAUUCAUACGGAUGAAAAAACCCUAUAAGUGUCAUGAAUGUGGGCGGGGCUUUGCCCAGAAAGCAAAUUACCUGGCCCACCAUAGGAUCCAUACAGGAGAGAAGCCCUUUGAGUGCAAUGAGUGUGGCAAAUGCUUUUCCCAGAAGGCUAGCUUUAUCACGCACCGACGGGUUCACACCGGCGAGAAGCCUUUCGUGUGCAGGCAGUGCGGCAAAUGCUUUUCGCAGAAGGCAAGCUACUUGGCUCACGAGCGCAUUCACACGGGGGAGAAGCCAUACGUGUGUACGCAGUGCGGCAAGCGGUUUACACAGAAGGCCAGCUGUGUUGUACACCAGAGAAUUCACACGGGCGAGCGACCUUUUGAAUGUGCUGUGUGCGGGAAAUGUUUCCGACUGAAGAAAAGUUUUGAUGAACACCAACGGACUCACACAGGAGAAAAACCCUUCCCCUGUUCUGAUUGUGGGAAGUGUUUCACCAAUGCUGCCAACCGAAUAAUACACCAACGGAUCCACACUGGGGAAAAGCCUUAUGCCUGCUCUGUGUGCGGGAAAUGUUUCACUCAGAAAGCAAGCUUUGCGUCCCACCAGAGGACCCAUACUGGGGAAAAGCCCUUUGUGUGUUCCCAUUGUGGGAAAUGUUUCACCAGUGCCUCCAACCUCAUAGUCCAUCGGCGCAUCCACACUGACCAGAAGCCGUUUCUUUGUCCAGAGUGUGGAAAAUGUUUCACCUCCAAGAUUUACCUGGUUCGCCAUCAGAUUAUCCACACGGGCCAGAAGCCCUUUGAAUGCGCAGAGUGUGGGAAAUGCUUCACGCAGAAAGCCGGCUAUGUGGCACACCAGAGAAUUCACACGGGCGAAAAACCUUUCGUGUGUGCACACUGCGGAAAAUGCUUUACCCAGAAGGCCAGCUGCAUUGUUCACCAGCGAAUUCACACUGGUGAAAAGCCUUUCGAGUGUUGCCAGUGUGGCAAGAGGUUUAGCUCCAAGGUCUACCUGGUACGGCAUCAGUUGAUUCACACUGACAUCAAGCCCUACAAAUGUUCUGAGUGUGGCAAAUGCUUUACACAGAAGGCAAGCUACAAUGCACAUUAUAGAAUUCACACAGAUGAGAAACCUUUUAAAUGUUCAGAGUGCGGUAAAUGCUUCACUCAGAAGGCUUCUUUUGCGGCUCACCAACGGGUCCACACCGGUGAAAAACCAUUUGUUUGCACCCAUUGUGGCAAGUGCUUCACUCAGAAGGCCAGUUGCGUGGUCCAUCAAAGAAUCCACACAGGAGAGAAACCUUUUGGCUGUUCGGAGUGCGGUAAAUGUUUCAGCGCCAAAGUCUACCUCGUCCGGCAUCAGUUGAUCCAUGCAGACGAGAAGCCCUUCAAAUGUGCUGAGUGCGGGAGGUGCUUCACUCAGAAAGCUGCCUAUAUUACGCACCAGAAGCUCCAUGUAGACGAAAAAAACAUUUGUUUGUCCAGAUUGUGGGAAGUGCUUCACCCAGAAGGACAGUUACGUGGCUCACCAGAAGGUCCAUAUAAAUGGGAAGCCCCUUGCAUGUACCUGA